ACCACCAGACGAGCGCACAUCGCACACUUCAAACCAAUACAAACAAUCCACACUAAAAACAUAAAAGUUAUUAAUACAACAAAGUGAAUCAUAAAAAAAACAUAUUAAAUCGAAUUCGUUAUUAAAUCAAUAAACGAACUCUUCUUCCGCGCGGAAGUGAAUUUUAAUUGAUGUUAACGACAUGUGUAUGCAGAAAGUGAAUGUCAAAGUGUUUGCCUACCUUAAAUUAUUAACGUUUGUGAGUUUAUUUAGUUAUUUAAACUUUACCGAUGGAGGAUUUGCGUGUUUGAGUAAUCCUUGCGUCCAUGGUGUGUGUUUGGAUGAUUUAAACACCACUUAUUCUUGUUAUUGCAUUGAUGGUUACACAGGCAUACAAUGCCAGACGAAUUGGGACGAGUGCUGGUCGAAUCCAUGUCAAAAUGGCGGCCUGUGUCAAGAUGGCAUCGCUGCUUUUAACUGCACAUGUCCUUCGGGCUUUGCCGGUGAUUUAUGCGAGGAGAAUCUCAAUGAAUGUCUGAGCAAUCCAUGUCAUAAUAAUGCCACAUGUUUGGACGCAGCAAAUGGAUACACAUGUAAUUGCCUGCCGGGAUAUUCAGGCGCACAUUGCGAAUUGGAUGUCGCAGUGUGUAAUCUUACCAAUGAGGCACGCUGUAAUAAUGGCGGUGUGUGUCUUGAAGGUCCCGGAUUUACUUUUCAUUGUAAAUGUCUCGAUGGAUGGACUGGACUGCUGUGUGAGUUGGAGAUUGAUGAAUGCAUGUCGCAUCCGUGUCAAAAUGGCGCCGUUUGUGUUGACUUACAUGCAGAUUACGAAUGCGCAUGUACGUUUGGUUUCGCUGGGAGGAAUUGUGAGGAAGCUGUGUUGAUUUGCGAAGAUAAUCCGUGCAGAAAUGACGCGUUGUGUUUAAUGGAGGAUGAUAAACCUGUGUGUUAUUGUGUACCGGAUUAUCAUGGCGAGAGAUGUCAAUGGCAGUACGAUGAGUGUAAACUUAGUAACAACAGGUGUCUUAAUGGUGGAAGUUGUAUAGAUGGCGUUGAUGGUUUCACAUGUUCAUGUCCUCCGCAUUUAACAGGAUUCUACUGUGAAUGUUUGAUUGUGGAGUUGCGAGGUGGGACUUACUUGGAUUGCAGUUUAAUAACGCCGACAAUGACGACUGCGAAUAUGACGCGUACUACGGAUAUGAUUACUUUCACAGACACCACGUUAAUGACUACCAUUGGAGUAAUCACCAAUGCGCCUACAAGUACUACAGAAAUUACUGAGACAACUAUUUUUACAACGCCAACAACAACUGUGCCAAAUUCGAAAUUUACAACAACUUCCGAAGCGAUUACUUCAACCACAGAAACUAUGGAAACUUCAACGGAAUCCUCUACGCUACCAAGCACAAUUAGUUCAAGUUCUACGUCUACGUCUACUUCAAGUUCUAUGUCUACAACAACAGAAACGUUAACAACGUUUACGACAUCCCCGGAAACAGAAAGCACAACUAUAACUAUAACUACAACUGAACAAUCUACCACAACAACACCUGUUGAGAUUUUAACUACAGAAACAAGCGUUGAUACUACUACAAUAACAUCUACAUUUUCUACGACUGAAGAUAUAACAAUUACCACAAAUUAUACAACUUCUACUUAUCCAACAACACAAUUUAUCAACGACACAACAUUAACUAUUACUGAUUUUUGGAAUAUCACAGAUACAGAAACUCAAACAGAAACAAUAACAACUACAGAAUUUCCUCAGAAUUCUAGUUCUGAAUCAACUGGACCUAACCUGGUCACAAUACCAAUUACAAUUACUACAGAAAGUGAUAAUUCCAGUACUAGUUCCACUACCACUUCAGUUCCAGUUACAGAAACUGAAACAACUACUCCCUUAACAAUUCUAAGUACUAGUUCAACUACAGAAUUAACUACAACUUCCUUAACACCAAGUUCUUCAUUGUCCACAACGUCUACAACCGAUCAAACAACAUCUGAAAGUGAUACAACUACCGUUACACUUUCUACAACUGAAUUAACAACAGAAACAACCAAAGAUUUAACUGGUUUUCCGCAUGUUACUGACUUCAUAAGCACAAUAUCCACCACAACAACAACAACACCGAAUGAUAUUACUACAAUAACAACUUUAGAAACAACUCUAGAAACAACUACAGAAUUAUCGACCAAUACAGAAACAACAACUGAUUAUUCAACAACUACAACAAGUAGCACUCAAUUUGAUUGCUCAAAAUUGAAUCAAUCAUGUUUAAAUGGCGGCACGUGUAUUUACGCGGAUGGUUUCCGCUGCGCAUGCGUGUAUGACUACUCUGGAGAACGAUGUGAAUUUGCUUUGGGCGUAACAAACGCUGCGUUCAACGGAAACUCGUAUAUUUUACACAAAAUGUCCGCUGGGUCCCAAAUGGAGGUGGCAUUCACCGCGCGGACAUCUUGGGAAUCCGGCGUUUUAUUCUACGCAAAUAUUCAGGACACUUACAUGGCACUGUACAUGGAGCAAGCACAUUUAAAGUUUAAAUUUUCAUGCGGCUAUCAAACAAUGCUCCUCAGCGAAUUGAAUAAACCAGUCAACAAUGGAAAUGAAAUGCGGAUAAGUGCACUGUUAACUUUUUCGGACGAUCAUCAACACUGCAAUGCUUCUAUUAAAUUAAAUGAUACUUUGACAAUGUCCGGAGCACAAAUUGCAAACUUUAAUGACUUUUUAAAAUUCAAAAUGGCGUCGCAUUUGUAUCUCGGUGGUUUGAGCGAAAAAACUAACUCCAUGCUUAAAUUAACCGGUUUUAUCGGUUGCAUGUCGGAUUUAUUAAUUUCGGGGAAAGCUGUGAGGAUUUUCAAGGACGCAGUGGAUGCGUAUGGAGUUUCCGAGUGUUCUUCAUUAGCAUGCCUAUCAAAUCCAUGCAAAAAUGGCGCUAGUUGUACAGCGCUACCCGGAAACACUUUAAACAACUAUUUCUGCAAGUGUACCAACGGAUAUGUCGGCAAACAAUGUGAAACAUCCGUGUGUGACAACAACCCGUGUAAAUUUGGUGGUACCUGCCUACCAUUCACUGGUAGUGGAUAUUUAUGUUUAUGUCCGUAUGGUAAACACGGACAUUUUUGUGAAAACGAUUUGAAAAUCUCCAAGGCAUAUUACUCGUCAUCAGUGCAAGGAUAUGCCUCAUACACAACCCACACUAUCCCAAAAGCAUCUUAUAAAUACAUGUACAUCAAGUUUAAGAUCACUCCAAGUAACCUCAAUCAGAUCUCAUUGCUAAUGUUCAUGGGACAAGAAGGACAACAUGAUUUUCAUUCAAGUCACAUGUCUGUAUCAUUCGUGAAAGGAUUUAUUAUGCUCACAUGGAAUUUGGGAGCAGGACCAAGACGUAUUUUCACAGAGAAACCCAUACCUGCAGACAAAGCAAGUUAUGAGAUACAAGUUGGAAGGUUAGGAAGACGCGCUUGGUUACACGUUGAGAAUAUCGGUAAUGUCACGGGGAGAUCACAGGGAAGUUUAACGCAUUUGGAUGUGGAACCAUUGAUUUACUUUGGAGGUUAUAAAAGUAAAGGAUUCCAAGGACUACCGCAUGAUUUACCAUUACACACCGGUUUUGCUGGAUGUAUGUUUGAUAUGAUUUUUAAAGUGGGAGAUGUUACAGUCUCACUGGACAAUGGUAAAAUCACCGGACGUGCAGUAGGUCAAUGUGGUACCACUGAAUGUUAUGAAGGCGUGUGUCAAAAUCACGGGGCUUGUUUAUAUCAUGGCGGUACAUUCACAUGUAUGUGUCAAGAUGGCUUCUACGGUCCUUUGUGUUCGAAUAAAUUCAACCUGUGUGAUCGCAGCAGUUGCGCACCAUCAGCAAAUUGUGUUCCGAUGAUUGCAGGAUAUGAAUGUGAUUGUGCCCUGAAUAAAAAAGGAAAAUAUUGUCAAGAUAAUGAAACUCUUUCCGAUAUUAGUUUCACCGGUGUCCGAAGCUAUUUGCUCUUGGGCCCAAGAACUUUUGAAGUAAACAAAUUUAAUUUUGAUCUGGAGCUACGUCCAUUCAAAGAUGGACUGAUUGCAUUCAUAGGCAACCAUGAUUACUUCUUUUCACUGAGUAUGUUAAGCGGAUUGCUUGAAUUGCGUAUACUGCCAAGUCGGCAACGUCGCAAUCGACGUGAUCGUAUUACUCUCCGCAGUAAUAAAUUACUGCGUUUAGGAAUGUGGCACUCGGUAAAAAUACAAGUCUACGGAAGGAAAGUUUAUCUUUUUGUGGAUAAUAUUGUUAAUACAGCUAUAAUGCAAAUUGGGGAUAGUCUUGACUUAAGCAGUGAAAUGAUUUACUUAGGUGGUAUGCCUGAUUUGUCACAAUUACCACCCGAAGCAACUUGUGAAUACCCCACGUUUUAUAAAGGAUGCAUUCGAAAGUUAUUCAUCGAUACAGUUCAUGUACCUUUGAAUGAGAAGACAAUUCUAAAAGGACAGAAUUUGGAAGAUUGUGACGGAACGCCAUGUGGUGGUGAUUAUUGUUCUAAUGGUGGAACAUGUUGGUUGGAUCCGAAUAUACGUCCACAUUGUAAUUGUCCGGAUCCGUAUUAUGGUGAAAAAUGUGAAAGGAUUUACGAUUGUCUUGAGCACAAGUGUAGAAAUGAAGGUUAUUGCUUAGAAGGGCGAUGUGUGUGUAAAGUUGGUUAUGUUGGUGCAUUGUGUGAAACAGGCUUGACUAUCCGAAGUCCGAAAUUCGUUGGGAGAAGUUAUUUGUAUGUGAAUGCAUCAAAUUAUCCGGCACCAGUGGAGAUUGAAAGUAAUUUGGGUGUUAUCAGUGGUAAAAAGCGUAAUUCAAUCGCCGAAUCAUCAAAAAACAUUACAAUACAUUUUGUGACAGCUUCAGAUGGACUAAUUCUACUAUCUAAUGCUGAAAAUUGGUUUGUUUUGGGUUUACAAAAUGGUAAACUCACGCUUAUGAACAGGAAAGAAGAAAUAGAACUGCUAAGUAGUCCAGUGUUAAAUGACGGAAUGAAUCAUGAGAUGGUGUUGAAAUUCAAUCCGUUUAGAAUUGCAAUCGAUGCAAAGGAAUACAACGUUGGGAAUUUUAGUAAUGUAGACUUUGAUGAGUUUUAUCUCGGUGGUGUUCCUGCGAAUUAUUCGUGGGAGAGUAGAAAGAUUGACGCACCUUUCGAUGGGUUGAUGUUUGACGGAUGUAUUGAUGUGUUUGCGUUUACAAAAAGCAAUAUGGCUGCCAGUAGAGUGUUAGAUUUCAAUUCGUACAAAGGAGAGAAUAUAGAAGAGUGUAACAGCAACGUAAUAAAGUAAUUAAUAAUUGCGUAGAGGAUGUUGAUAUAUGUAAUAUGUAAUACUGCCGAUACUGCGUUCUUUUUGUAUUUGACAACUGUUGUAGAAUAAACUAAUUUAAAAAAU
This is a messenger RNA of Dalotia coriaria, 5377 nucleotides long. RefSeq names its product eyes shut (gene eys). Lineage: Eukaryota; Metazoa; Arthropoda; Insecta; Coleoptera; Staphylinidae. The transcript is spliced from 6 exons. The coding region runs from base 182 to 5272 and encodes 1696 amino acids. The record is from RefSeq and is a predicted model, not a curated record. Gene Ontology annotation, molecular function: calcium ion binding.